Messenger RNA from Drosophila arizonae, 1726 nucleotides. It is a transcript of the gene bun, whose product is annotated as TSC22 domain family member bunched. Gene Ontology annotation, biological process: regulation of transcription by RNA polymerase II; negative regulation of apoptotic process; positive regulation of cell population proliferation. Gene Ontology annotation, cellular component: nucleus; cytosol. The record is from RefSeq and is a predicted model, not a curated record. NCBI's taxonomy places the organism in Eukaryota, Metazoa, Arthropoda, Insecta, Diptera, Drosophilidae.
UUUUCUUUCGCUGAGCAAAGAGAACGAGAGAGUAAUUGAGAGCGAUAAAGACGGAGAGUGAGAGAACACGCUUGCUUGCUGAAUACGUAUACAACUGUAUUGAAAGUGCCGCUCUGCUGAAUAACGUGGCUGGGAGAGCGUCACAGUGAACGCGUCUCGCUCAGCCAACAUAAAAAUAAUAGAGCUGCUCUCUUCACGCGUAGCUGUUGUUGUCAUACGAGACAAUUCGAAAUAAAGUGCAAAAAGAAACAUAAAAGCUCUCUAAGGGCUUCAAAAAAGAAAUAAAACGAAAGGGAGGCGCAAAAGUGAACGCAUUAAAAUAAAAUAAAAUAGUUGGGAAUUUUGUGUGAAACAAAGGUCAGAAAGGCAAAACAACAAUUGCUAAGGCACUCGCCCAGUGUGCAAUACAGAAACAUUGCAUAGUAAGAGAGACGAGGAAAGAUAUAAAGUACUUGCAUUUGUAUGUGUGCAUAUCAUACGACUAGACUGAAAGAACAUUGCGGUACUUACAAAGCGAAAGAACGACAGCAGCGCACAGUGUGUAACGUUUAGCCCGCAUUAGUCCACUUCAAUAAUGAAAACUGAAGCCGGCAGCAAUAAUAUCAAUAAUAAUAAUAACAAUAACAAUAAUAGCUCAAGCAAAAUGGAUUUCGAUUUGUAUCCAACUAUUUCGGGCAAACAACAGGAUCCCGUUAGGGAAGUGGUUAUGAAAUACAUCGAUUACUUUCUACCAGAGUCCGAUGCAUCUGGAACAAGCGCAGUUGCGAUUGACAACAAAAUCGAACAGGCUAUGGACUUGGUCAAGUCGCACCUGAUGAUAGCGGUGCGCGAGGAGGUGGAGGUAUUGAAAGAGCGCAUCUCCGAGCUGAUGGACAAGAUCUCCAAUUUGGAGCUGGAGAAUAACAUACUCAAGUCAAAUAUGUCCCCGGAGACCUUGCAGCAGUUGCAGAUGCAGCUACAAAUUGCUGGUAGUCAGCAGCCGGCAGCGGUCGCAGCGCCGCCAGCAACGCCCGCCAUACAGGCAGCGCCGCCGGCAGCAACAGCAGCCGUUGCAGUGACAGCAGUGACGCCGGCGUCGGCAGCGGCCACCAGCCCAGCGGCGUCAACAGCGCCGUCCACAAUCAUCGCCAAUGGCAGCGGCACAGAGAACGGAAGCAGCAGCAACAGCAACAGCGGCAGCGGCAUCGACGCAGCCAUCACAACAGUCGUCGAAGCAGCACAGCCAGCGACCAACGGCGGCAGCGGCGUCGCAGCCAUCAGCACAAAUGGACCGAUGUCCUAAGCUGUUUGUUAGUUUGUUUUAAUCGUAAUUUUAUUAUUGUGGCCCACUGUCCAGGGGCACUGGAAUGUCGAAGUAAUAAUACAACAAAAAACUUUGUCGCCCGAGACGAAGUUAAACGUUAGCAGCCCCCGCCCCCCUUCCAGCAGUAGCAGCAACAGCAGCAGUUACAGCAGCAGCAACAACAGCAACACCACCAACAACAACAAAAGCAGACCAAAAACCAAAAGUAUUACAAACAAAAGCUCAAAACAAAUAGAGAGCAGAGUGAGCAAAUGCAAGUGAGUAACAAAAAGAGAGAGAAGAGCAAGAGGAGAAGCUCUGCUGUUAACGUUUUGUGCUGUUAGCUGCGACUGCGACUGCGGCUGCUGGUAGCGCUGCUGCAGCCGCCAUUUUGUUAAUUUCUCGAUUGUGAUAUUUGUUUAACACACAUACCUUCACACAAAA